Microdochium trichocladiopsis is the source of this 2472-nucleotide messenger RNA. Its product is annotated as radical SAM superfamily-domain-containing protein. The record is from RefSeq and is a predicted model, not a curated record. NCBI's taxonomy places the organism in Eukaryota, Fungi, Ascomycota, Sordariomycetes, Xylariales, Microdochiaceae. The transcript is spliced from 2 exons. Gene Ontology annotation, molecular function: FMN binding; catalytic activity; 4 iron, 4 sulfur cluster binding. Gene Ontology annotation, biological process: wybutosine biosynthetic process. Bases 51 to 2393 code for a protein of 780 amino acids.
UGUCGAUGGUUUCCUCCCGUUGAACCACGUCGAAACAGACAAUCGCAAAGAUGGCAGGCUCUACAGGUUCGGGCGCAUCAGGCCUCAUUGACGUGUGGCACCAGCAUCGUGCCUAUGGUCUCGUCCUUGCGACGGGUCUCGCCUGCGUGGUAUGGCUGCUUGUCGCAAGCAAGCCCGAGCACAACAGGGCAAAGACGGACGCACCCAGCAUAGCCCCGGCAGUCGCCAAAUCUGAAGCUCGCACACAAGAAAAGACCACUAGCCAGACGAACGAUCACUCAAUAACGCCCCCGAAAGUCAAGGAGGCGCAAAAGGAACCAAGGCGCAUCAAGGGCGAGGUCCGAAGAAACAAUGCCAGCCAGAAAGUUUCCACACAGGCCGGUACUUCCCAGCCGACAAAAGUACUGGUGUUCUACUCGUCCUUGACUGCAGGAACUGAGAAAAGGGCCGGAACACUCAUGCAGAUCCUCGAGCCACUGCUAGCAGCGAUCCAGACCGAGAGCCAGUCGACGUUCUUGAAGCCCGAGCUGCUGAACCUCGCCGAGAUUGAUUAUGACGAGUACUUUAUCAGCCCGCCAAAGUCGACCAGUGACGGUGCUGACGACCAGACGCCCGCAAACCACUUUUACCUCUUCUUGCUGCCGAGCUACAAUAUCGACACGAUCAACGACACGUUUAUCGAGCACCUCAAGGAGACACACAAUGACUUCAGGAUAGACACUGCCCCGUUGUCGGGGCUGAUUGGAUACUCUGUAUUCGGCACCGGAGACCGGGAGGGGUGGCCCACUGAAGACGAAGGGUUCUGCUUCCAGGCCAAAGAGGUGGACAAGUGGAUGGCGAAACUCACUGGUCGCAAGCGGGCAUACCCAGUCGGAAUGGCUGAUGCCAAGCAGGACUUCCAAGAGCGCCUGGAAGAAUGGACAGACGGUAUCAAGGGCGUCCUGAAUCUCGUGGCUCGUACUGGCAGUUUGGGAGAGGGAGUUCCGGGGAGUGGUGACGCGAUGGAGAGCGAUGAUGAGGACGAGGUGGACGAAGAUGAUGGAGAAGUCGUUUUCGAAGACGGGUCUGUCCCCUUGCGGACGGCAAAACGAAAAGAUGGAAGCAAUCUGGAAGAUGUUGAAGACCUCGGCCGGAUUAUGAAGUCAAGCCGCAACGUUGCAAAUGGCAACGACCGGGCUCCACUCGCCGUGGACUUUACCACAUACAAGUCUGCCACGGGGAAAACACCAUCAGCUGUCAAGGAGAUGGUUUCCAAAGACUCCCCGACAUACAAAUCGCUCACGAAACAGGGCUACAGCAUCGUUGGAUCGCAUUCUGGCGUCAAGAUCUGUCGCUGGACGAAAUCCGCCCUGCGCGGCCGCGGCUCGUGUUACAAGUACUCAUUCUACGGCAUCAACUCCCACCAGUGUAUGGAGACGACACCAUCUCUAUCAUGCUCCAAUAAGUGUGUCUUCUGCUGGCGGCAUGGCACCAACCCUGUCGGGACAACCUGGCGCUGGAAGGUCGACCCUCCGGAGCUCAUUUUCGACGGCGUAAAGGCUGGCCACUACCAGAAGAUCAAGAUGAUGCGCGGCGUUCCCGGCGUGCGAGCCGAGCGAUUCGCCGAAGCCAUGCGCAUUCGUCAUUGCGCGCUCAGCCUCGUCGGCGAGCCGAUCUUCUACCCUUAUAUCAACGAGUUCCUGUCCAUGCUGCAUGCCGAGCGGAUAUCCUCCUUCCUUGUCUGCAACGCACAGCACCCAGAUCAGCUUGCGGCACUAAAAGCCGUGACGCAGCUGUACGUCUCGAUCGAUGCCAGCAACAAGGAAUCCCUACGAAAGAUCGACCGGCCCUUGCACCGAGACUUCUGGGAGCGUUUCCAGCGAUGCCUCGACAUCCUGCGCGAGAAGCGCUUCAAGCAACGCACCGUCUUUCGUCUCACGCUUGUCAAGGGCUUCAACAUCGACGACGAGGUCGAAGGCUAUGCCGACCUCGUGGAGCGCGGGCUGCCUUGUUUCGUCGAGAUCAAGGGCGUCACGUACUGCGGCACAUCCACCAGCGCUGGGGCCGGACUGAGCAUGGCGAACGUGCCCUUCUACGAGGAAGUCACCGAGUUUGUCGAGGCACUCACGGCGAAGCUGCAGGAGCGCGGGCUCGGUUAUGGCAUCGCUGCCGAGCACGCGCACAGCUGCUGUGUGCUCAUCGCCAGCGACAGAUUCAACGUGGACGGCAAGUGGCACACAAGGAUCGACUACCAGCGCUUCUUUGAGCUCCUCGAGGAGCGCGGCGCGGAUGGCGACUGGACGCCCGAGGAUUACAUGGGCGAAGCCACGCCCGAGUGGGCGACCUGGGGCAAUGGCGGAUUCGAUCCCAGAGAUGAGCGUGUAGACAGGAAGGGCAGGAAAAUAGCAGCUUAGCUUUAGCAGGCGAGAAGAUACAAGAGUGACUUGGAAGAUUGAUACGCCCUCUUCCUCAUGGCACAUUAUCGCGCAGCGG